Mya arenaria is the source of this 632-nucleotide messenger RNA. RefSeq lists its product as uncharacterized. The record is from RefSeq and is a predicted model, not a curated record. Gene Ontology annotation, cellular component: mitochondrion. NCBI's taxonomy places the organism in Eukaryota, Metazoa, Mollusca, Bivalvia, Myida, Myidae. The transcript is spliced from 3 exons. Bases 51 to 335 code for a protein of 94 amino acids.
UUUACAAUUACUUUAUAGGUAAUCGGAUACUACACAGUCCGAAGGAUAAAAUGUCAACACUAACAAGGCCCGUUCUCUCUGCAUCGAGACUGGUGGCCCCUGCAUGCAGAUGCCUCUUUGCAACAGAAUCAGGAUCUUCAGGAAAAUCUGGAAAUGAAGCCCCAAAGCCCAAACCACAGACAUCUAAAAAGGCCACCCCAGACAAAUCUGAGCCAUUUGACAACUCUUCUUACAAAUGUGGGGAAUAUUACCAAAGACAUGAGUUUUCCUUCUUUGAUGUGGAGGGUUCCAUGGAAGCCCAGAGGGUUGGUCAGCCUUCAUCCAAGACGAAAUAAAGAGACAUAUAAAUGAUACAAGUUGUUUUAUUUCAUUAAAUACAUUUUUGAAAAAGUCUAACAAAGUGUAAAAGAACAUGUCAAUAGUUCUGGUUAGUAGAAAAAUAAAAUGAUUUUUUUUACAAGCAAUAAAAGCACAUCUGAAAAGUACAAACAGUUAUAAUGAAUAUACAGAAUGCUUUUAAAAGUUUAGUGUGAUGUUAGAAUGAUUUGCAAUGAUAAUUUAAAAAUGGUUUGGCGUAAAAUAUAUAUAAUAUGAGUUUAGUUACAAGAUUGUUAAUAAAGUGACGAAAGUUC